This is a messenger RNA of Colletotrichum graminicola M1.001, 1929 nucleotides long. Its product is annotated as integral peroxisomal membrane peroxin. The coding region runs from base 1 to 1929 and encodes 642 amino acids. NCBI's taxonomy places the organism in Eukaryota, Fungi, Ascomycota, Sordariomycetes, Glomerellales, Glomerellaceae. The transcript is spliced from 2 exons. The record is from RefSeq and is a predicted model, not a curated record. Gene Ontology annotation, cellular component: peroxisomal membrane. Gene Ontology annotation, biological process: peroxisome organization.
AUGUCGACCCCGAAAGCCCACCGAAGCGCGGAUGCCGACUCCGGUAGCGACCCCUCCCAGACCCCCGGCGUCGACAGCACUCCCUCAGGCGCGCCGCCCACGUAUGCGACCUUCUCUCCCGUGACCCUCGCUGCGACGACCCCGAGCCGCUCCUCCCGCCGGUCCACCAUCAUCGUCCAUCAGAAAUCACCCCUUUUAUUAGCCACUCCGCCCCAAAUCACCCGCGCCUUAGCAUACUCGCACCCCUUCCUGCUACCCCUCAACAAACUCGCCGGCCUGCUGACAUGGACGACCGAUGAUCCGUGGGAGAGCUUCCUGUUGCUAGCCUCCUAUUGGGCGGUCGUCCUCUACGGUGACAUGGUCGUGCGUGUGGCCGGACCCAUCGUUCUCGUCCUGACCCUGAUACUCGGCAUGUACGGCCGCCGCUUUAGUCCGCUGAGCAGCAGUGGGUGGACCGAGCCAGCUUCCAAGGACGGGAUUGCGUCGCAGAAUACGGGGGCUGCAAAUAUGGGCAAGGGCGCACCCAAGAGUAGUGCCAAUGCCACCACCGCCAAGGGGCAUCACCGAGGCGAGUCCGAGGCGACGAAUACCAGACACCAAAAAACGCUCGACGAGAUUGUCGAGACGUUGAAGGAGUUCACCGGGCGGUGUAACGUCCUGCUCGAGCCGCUCCUCGAACUGACCGACUUCCUGAGCACUCAACGCACGCCGACGUCGGCCACGACACGACCGGCCUUGACGACGCUGUUCGUGCGGAUAUUGUUCUGCACCCCUUUCUGGGUGGCUCUGACGCUGCCGCCGCUACGCAUCAUCACUACUCGGAGGGUGGCUCUGCUCUCCGGGACGCUGGUGCUGACAUGGCAUGCCAGGGUCAUGCGGGUCGCCCGGACCCUCUUAUGGCGCAGUGCAACAGUCCGGAGGACGGCGGCCCUGGUCACCGGCCUCACCUUUGAGAAGCCCAUCAAGGCCGUACCCGCACAGAUCGCUGCCGAGGCAAAUGGCGGCAUGGUCCACGCUAAGCGCCCUGCUGCAUCCGAGCUCACCAAGGCGCUGCGGAGGCAAUCGCACAAGCAUGGUAAUAACGCCACGAGCAAGGACGCCGGAGUCAAGUUCACUUUCAUCAUCUACGAGAACCAGCGGCGCUGGGUCGGGCUGGGCUGGACGCAAAGCAUGUUCGCCUACGAACGCUCGGCCUGGACAGACGAGCACAACAACCCUGUGCCGUCGCGUGACACGUUUGAGCUGCCCGAGGUAGAGGACGGGAGUAACAUGCGCUGGCGGUGGGCUGACGGAAGUAAGUGGAGGGUCGACGGGGUCCCCGAUGACGGGACCGAAGCGGUCGACAACGACGGGGAGGCCGGGAAGAAUGGCUGGAUUUACUACGACAACAAGUGGCAAAACGGCCGCCGCGGCGCCGACGGCUGGGGCCGAUGGACCCGGCGCAGGAAGUGGUACCGCGACGCGGAGUUGGUGGAGGUCUCGGAAGAUGAGAUGGCACACGAGCUGGAUGCAUCACAACCGGCGAAUCCUCCGCUGCCCGGAUCACCGACGAUGAAACCCCCGGGGCCCGCCCUGACGACGCAGAGGUACAGCACGCUUGAAGAAAAGAUGGUAUCACCAACGCAAUCAGCACAAGACCUAACGCUGCCAGACAAGGAUCUAGAGAGAGAGAAUGAAGAUACGGCGUCAACUCUGUCGACCAGCUCGGGCGGGCGGUCGUUCUUCAAGGCGCCGUCGCUAAGGAGAAAGGUAACAGACAAGAGCGUCGCCAGCAAAGCCGACAUGGAGCAGGACCGCAGCCGCAGGGCUAGCGAGGCCAAAAGCGAGGAGGAGGCGGCAGCGCUGGGGCUGAAGCUCAACCUUGCGUUGCAGAGCAAGGACGGCGGUCAGUGGGGAAUUGGCGACGAGGCGAGGAUGAACCUGGAGUGA